AUGGACUCGCGCCAAUUGUGGGAGCAGAUCGACCUCAAAGCUUCAAAGAUGUCCGGCAUCGUCGAGCGCUAUUUUGCCCAGGGGCUCAUUCGAGAAGAGCAGGAGGAUGACGAUGAAGAGGAGGAGCAGCAAGCUAGCGGCAGAGCCGGUCCUUCGCGCUCGCGGUCUCGUUCCAGUAUUUAUGACGAGGAUGAUGGCUUUGAGGACGACGACGAGGAUGACGACGACGCGUCCGGCGAUGAUGACGACGAAGACGACGAUGACGUCGACCUAGAAGAGGAACGCGUCCGACUCAGUCAGCUCAGUGAUGCCGAUCUUCGAGCUCUUGGCAUCGACCCAGCAUAUCGCGACCAGCUGUUAGCCGAAAUGGCCGAGCAAGGCGAUGACAAUGACGAUUCGGACGAAGAAGGCUCCGCUUAUGCAGGUGCUUCCGACGUAAGCGAUGGCGAUCCCACUGAAAUUUUCUACGAACCUCUCAAGACCGAGGCGGAGCAACUUCAGCGCAAAGAGGAACAAGAGAUGGGUAUCCUGCCACGCCUUCGAUCACAAGUCGGCGACGAUGACGACGACGAUGAAGAUGAAGAUGAUGUCGACGAGGACAUGAGCCAGGAAGAGGAACAGGAAGAUGAGUCCGACCAAGAAGAUAGCAGAGCAGACUCUUCCAGUAAGAACAGCGCCGGCAUCCCUACUUCACUCCUUCAAGAUCUCGACCGUCCCGGCAAAGCCUCUCAGCGUCCAUCCAAGCGACACCCCACCCUCGACGAUGACUUUUUCUCAAUAGAUGAUCUCAAUCGACAGCUCGACGAGCAAGACGCACAAGAGGAUGCCGAUCCAGCCGAUGAUAACGACGACGACGACAUCUUUGACCAGGUCGACUACUUCAAGCCUCUCGACGGAGCCGAUGCUCUCGAUGACGACGAGCUCGAUGUUGACGAAGAGCAGGGAACAGGCUUUGCUGAUGCUGCCGAUGCCCACUAUGCAGACUUCUUUCUGCCACCUUCAAAAGCAGCCAAGUUCAACAAGAAGUUCGGAAGGCGAAAAGCCUCGGCCCGCUUCGCAAACGAGGAUGCUGUAGCCGAUCAAGUCGAUGAGGACCAGGAAGAGUCUGACGACGAAGACCAAGAGCCAUCUCCCAGCAAAUCAAAAGCUCGUGUCUACGAAGAGCCCGACCGCAAGCGUCGCAUUCGCUUCAACACGACCAUAGAGUACCGUCGUAUCAAGCCACGCAAGAAGUCCGUCGACGAGCUCACCCCCGAAAUGUUGAGGAUGAUUGGUGCAUCAUCUGACGACGUCGACGCUGCUCGCCGCUUUGAUGAGGACAUGGACGAGGAUGACGACGAGGACGAGGAUGACGAGGAUGAUGACAAUGACGAUAUGGAUAUGGACGAGGUGGAGUCGGAGACAUCCUCUGUCGGUCGUCAGGGUAGCGAUGACGAAGGAUCAGACCAGAACUCGGAUGAGGAGGAUGAGGAGGAUGAGGAGGACGCCGAAGAAGAUCUGGACGACGAGCAGUCCUCUGCAGAGGACGACCAACAAGACGAUAACGACGGUGUCAAUACAGCGCGCCGAGUAGCCGGUGACCUCUUUGCCGACAGCGAUGACGAGGCAGAUGCCCGGGACAAACUCUCGACGCACGAGAAGCGUGUUGCUGCGCUCAAAGAGGAGAUUGCUCGACUCGAAGAUGAAAAUGUUGCCAAAAAGGACUGGACCUUGAUGGGAGAAGCAGGCUCGCGCGCACGACCCCAGGACAGCCUCUUGGAGCAAGAUCUCGAAUUUGAACGCGCCGCCAAGGUGACACCGCAAGUGACAGAGGAGAUGACCGAGUCCAUCGAGGAUCUCAUCAAACGUCGCAUUCUUGACCGCAACUUUGACGAUGUCGUCCGUCGACGCGAGAUAGAAGCGCUUCCUUUCCUUCCCUCGCGUCUGCUCGAGCUUUCGGACAGCAAGAGCGCCAAGAGUCUCGCCGAGCUGUACGAAGAAGAAUACCAAGCAGCACGCGGUGCCGAUGGCGAGGAAGGUGCGCCCGUCGCCGAAGCCGAUGCCAAGCUGGCCAAGGAGCACGAAGAGAUCACGAAGCUCUACGACGACAUUUUCAACAAGCUUGAUGCGCUCUCCAACGCUCACUUCACCCCCAAGGCUCCCAAGGCGACCAUCCAGACACUCACCAACGCGCCCUCUGUCUCUAUCGAGACGGCACUGCCGGCCACGGCCUCGUCGAGCACCAUGCUUGCUCCGGAGGAGGUGUACGAGCGAUCGCGUCACUCGACCGCCAUGGACGGUGCCAAGUCCGAGAUGACUCCGGAAGAGAAGCAGCGUUUGCACAACAAGCUUCGACAGGACAAGCGACAGCGCAACGAGAAGAUCCAGGACACACGCAAGGCGCUCGAACAGUCGGGACUCGUGCGCGCCAAGAAGGUCAACGAGAAGGAGGAGAAGCAGCAGGCGCUCAAGAAGCUCGUCGGCAACCGCGGCGUAUCGGUCAUCGGCAAAGAGGCCAAUGCUGCCGGGGCAGGUACGGGCAAGAACGCCAAGAACAAGGGCAAGGGCAAGGCGGUCAACGGCGCUGCCAACGGCUCAGCCAAGCCCACUACGGGAAAUCAGUUCAAGCUGUGA
This is a messenger RNA of Sporisorium graminicola, 2613 nucleotides long. RefSeq lists its product as uncharacterized. Gene Ontology annotation, biological process: rRNA processing. NCBI's taxonomy places the organism in Eukaryota, Fungi, Basidiomycota, Ustilaginomycetes, Ustilaginales, Ustilaginaceae. Bases 1 to 2613 code for a protein of 870 amino acids. Gene Ontology annotation, cellular component: Mpp10 complex; sno(s)RNA-containing ribonucleoprotein complex; small-subunit processome. The record is from RefSeq and is a predicted model, not a curated record. The transcript has a single exon.